Molecule: messenger RNA, 2149 nt
Organism: Lutzomyia longipalpis
Lineage: Eukaryota; Metazoa; Arthropoda; Insecta; Diptera; Psychodidae
Product: uridine-cytidine kinase-like 1
Exons: 6
Coding region: 290-1957 (555 amino acids)
Cellular component (GO): cytoplasm
Molecular function (GO): ATP binding; kinase activity
Source: RefSeq, a predicted model, not a curated record
AGUUCUGAUACAGACAGGUAAAAGAAUGGUCACCUUCCUUGUUUGGUAUUAGUAGCUGAACUUCCACUGAGGCAGUUCAUGCUCUAAUCCGCUCUUCCGGACGGCUUUUUUGUCCGUUUUUUGCCUUGGGAAAAAAUCAGCCACACGCAGUGUGGAAAAACGUGUAUCAUACGCGACGCCCCCACAGUGUGUAUGUGCGAAAAGGUGGAAAUUCCCUGUGAUUUUCCGCGUGAAAACUUCUUGUGCAUUUUCUGUGAUUUGUCUUUUUGAAUUUUGUGUGGACAAUUGUAUGCAAAAGAUGCCUUCCAGCGAGGAGACUGUUGCUGCUGAUCUUCUCUACAUUGACGUAGGAGAUCACAAUGAUUGCGGAGACUCUGUGUUUCCGGACACACCGGGAAGUGCCAAUGGGGAGAAUGGUUCAAUGGACUUUGGUUGCCCAGCCUCACCGACUACGGUGCCCCAUCAGUCGUGGAAAGGUGCCCAGACGCGUUCACCGCGCCCACGACGCCAACGCACCACAUCGAUGAAUCAGACAACAACCAUAAGUUCGUCUGAGUCAAUUAUUCGUGCCCACAAUCGUACCAUUUACACAGCUGGUCGUCCCCCGUGGUACAACUAUGCCGGCCAGCAGGUUGAGCCCUUCGUCAUUGGGAUCUGCGGUGGAUCAGCAUCGGGGAAGACGACGGUGGCACAAAAGAUUAUUGAGAGUCUCGAUGUGCCCUGGGUGACGUUGCUCUCAAUGGAUUGCUUCUACAAGAUUCUCAAUGAGAAGCAACAUCAUCAAGCAGGACUCAAUGAGUACAAUUUUGACCAUCCCGAUGCAUUCGACAUUGACCUAAUGGCAGAAACGCUGAAAAAGCUCAAAGAGGGCCGUAAAGUUGAAGUUCCUGUUUACAAUUUCGUCACACAUUCACGUGAAGUGACAACAAAAACAAUGUAUGGCGCUAACGUGAUCAUUUUUGAGGGAAUUCUCGUGUUUCACAGCCCUGACAUCCUCAAGAUGCUCGAUAUGAAGGUAUUUGUGGACACAGAUGCCGACGUAAGGCUAGCGAGGCGACUGAAGAGGGACAUUAGCCAGCGUGGCAGAGAUCUCGAAGGAGUUCUCAAGCAGUACUCAACAAUGGUGCAACCAUCCUACAUUAACUACAUUGCACCGAGUAUGGCGCAUGCGGAUAUUAUUGUUCCCCGCGGUGGGGAAAAUAAAGUGGCCAUCCAACUUAUUGUUCAACAUGUACACACGCAGCUACAGCUGCGUGGCUUUAAACUGCGGGAAACCCUGGCACAGUCCUACAUUGGGCAACCAAUGCCGGAAUCACUGCAUUUACUGCCAACGACGCCCCAAGUUAAGGGGCUGCACACAUUCAUACGCAAUCACGCCACCCCCCGCGAUGAAUUCAUCUUCUACUCAAAGCGCCUUAUUAGGCUCGUGAUUGAGUACGCCCUGGGAUUCCUGCCGUUCAAGGAUGUGAGUGUGGAGACCCCACAGGGGGUGUCGUAUGCCGGCAAACGCCUUGGGAGUGAGAAACUCUGCGGCGUAUCAAUUCUGCGGGCGGGUGAGACGAUGGAGCAGGCAGUUUGCGACGUUUGCAAGGACAUUCGCAUUGGGAAGAUUCUCAUUCAGACAAAUCAGACCACCGGGGAGCCAGAGCUGUACUACUUAAGAUUGCCAAAGGAUAUAAAAGACUACCACGUUAUCCUGAUGGAUGCCACCGUGGCCACAGGAGCGGCUGCCAUGAUGGCAAUACGGGUGCUGCUCGAUCACGACGUCCCCGAGGAGAAUAUCCUCCUUGUGUCGCUCCUUAUGGCCGAAAUUGGGGUCCAUUCAAUUGCAUACGCCUUCCCAAAUGUCCGGAUUGUCACAUCAGCCCUCGAUCCGGAGAUUAAUGAGAAAUUCUACGUAAUUCCGGGCAUUGGGAAUUUUGGCGAUCGCUACUUUGGCACAGAACCAUCCAUUUGAGGAAAGCUGCCUAAUGGAUUUACUUAAGUCUCAUUUUUUUUAAAGUCUUAUUUUUCAUUUAAAAGAACAACAAAAAAACCCGCACAUGAUGCAAUUUCUUCUUUUUUAUUACUACAAUUGAUCCCCCACAAAGGGUGAAGAAAACAAUGUAAUUUAUGAAGUGAAAAUUAAUAAAAAUUUUCAAGCAAUUGA